Messenger RNA from Ruditapes philippinarum (Manila clam), 637 nucleotides. RefSeq names its product C-type lectin domain family 10 member A-like. The record is from RefSeq and is a predicted model, not a curated record. NCBI's taxonomy places the organism in Eukaryota, Metazoa, Mollusca, Bivalvia, Venerida, Veneridae. Gene Ontology annotation, molecular function: signaling receptor activity. The coding region runs from base 61 to 567 and encodes 168 amino acids. The transcript has 5 exons.
GUCAUUAAUGGAGACAUAUAUAGAUAACAGUAAAAUUUUAUUAAGUGUUUCGGAAUAAAAAUGAUCGGAUUGUUACAAAAGUAUCACUGUGGAAGCAAAAUAGUUUUGUGCAUAUUGCUUUUAGGUGUGCAAAAAUCUGCAGCAGAAUGUCCAAAUGGAUGGACAAGAUUUAAUGAUUCCUGUUAUUCCUUUGGACACCAUGAUGUUACUUUCUUGGAAGCAACACGGUUCUGUUCACAUUACAACGCAUACCUUGUAAUCAUUGAAAGUGAUGCGGAAAACAAAUUUAUCGCAAGUGUUCUUGAAGAAUUAAACAGCAAUCGUCAUUGGAUAGGGCUAACUGACGAAAUAGUUGAAGGCACUUGGAAAUGGUAUAGCACUGAUAAAGUUGCCAACUACACUGACUGGUACCCGGGACAACCUGACCUUGGGGGCAGAGCAAAUUGUGCAGAUAUUCUAAGUAGUGCACCAUAUGCUUACCACUGGCUGGAUGAUGAUUGUACUAGUAAAUUCCGUCCGAUAUGUGAGAGAGGAUUAGACACGGAAACGUCAAUCGUCGGAAAGUGAUCUAUUUUAAGCUGUUCGCUUGGCUCAAAGAGCUUAAUAGUAUAAGAAAUAAAAUUGCCUCAGUUUGUUA